CUUUGAUGGGGACCUCGACAUUAAGCAGGGAAAAUGCCUGUGAUGAAGGGAUUAUUAGCGCCACAGAACACGUUUCUGGACACUAUAGCCACACGGUUUGAUGGCACUCACAGUAACUUCAUCCUGGCCAAUGCACAGAUGUCAAAGGGCUUUCCCAUUGUCUACUGCUCUGAUGGCUUCUGUGAACUCACAGGAUUUUCUCGGACAGAGGUCAUGCAGAAGAGCUGUGCCUGUAAGUUCCUGUAUGGGCCUGAGAGCAGUGAAAGCAUCAUCCUGAGCAUUGAUGAGGCUUUGGAGGAGCGUAAGGAAUUUAAAGAUGAGAUCAUGUUCUACACAAAGACAGCUGCUCUGUUCUGGUGUCUCCUGGACAUUGUGCCCAUUAAGAAUGAGAAGGGUGAUGUGGUGCUGUUUCUGGCCUCAUUUAAGGACAUCACCGACACUAAAGCCAAAGCCAUCCAAGAGGACAAAAAAGAAGAGCGACGACGCGGCAGGGUGAAAACCGGCUCUUCAUUCAGCUCUGCUCGGCUGCGAGGCAGCACCGUGCUCUACCACAUCUCUGGUCACCUCCACAGCAGGGAGAAGAGCAAGAUUAAAAUCAACAAGAAUGUGUUUGGGGACCCACCUGCUCUACCAGAAUAUAAGGUUGCAGAUGCCAAGAAGUCCAAAUUUAUAUUGCUUCACUACAGCUCAUUUAAAGCAGGUUGGGACUGGUUGAUUUUGCUCGCCACCUUCUACGUUGCUGUGACAGUGCCCUAUAAUGUGUGUUUUAUUGGCGAUGAUGAUGAUCUGACCCGCAGCACCACUGUCAGCGAUAUUGGUGUGGAGAUUCUCUUCAUCAUAGACAUUAUUUUCAAUUUUCGCACCACUUUCGUCAGCAAGUCCGGCCAGGUAAUCUUUGAUGCUCGGCAGAUAUGCAUCCAUUACCUGACAACAUGGUUCAUCAUCGACCUGGUGGCUGCACUGCCUUUUGACCUGCUCUAUGCUGUCAAAGUCAGCGUGGUAUCCGUGGUGCACCUUUUAAAAACCGUCCGUCUGCUUCGCUUGCUGAGGCUCCUGCAGAAGAUGGACCGCUACUCGCAGCACAGCACAGUGGUCCUCACCCUGCUCAUGUCGAUGUUCGCCCUUCUGGCCCACUGGAUGGCCUGCAUCUGGUACAUCAUCGGCAAGAUGGAGAUGGAGGCCAAUGCCUACAGCUGGGAUAUCGGGUGGCUCCAUGAGCUUGGGAAGCGUUUGGAGGCUCCUUACGGGGGCAUAGCAGAAGUUAACACCACUGGCAGUGGUCCCUCCAUCCGCAGCGUCUACAUCACUUCACUCUACUUCACCCUCAGCAGCCUGACCAGUGUGGGCUUUGGCAAUGUGUCUGCCAACACUGACGUUGAGAAGAUAUUUUCUGUUUGCAUCAUGCUCAUUGGAGCACUGAUGCAUGCCUUAGUCUUUGGCAAUGUGACAGCCAUUAUCCAGAGGAUGUACUCCCGCUGGUCUCAGUACCACACCAGGACCAAAGACCUCAAGGAUUUCAUACGUGUCCAUCAUCUGCCUCAGAGCCUCAAGCAGCGAAUGCUCGAGUACUUUCAGACGACCUGGUCGGUCAAUAAUGGAAUUGACUGUAAUGAGCUGCUAAAGGACUUUCCAGAUGAGCUGCGAUCCGACAUCACCAUGCAUCUUAACAAGGAGAUCCUGGAACUGUCAUUGUUUGCCUCCGCAAGUCGCGGCUGCCUACGCUCGCUGUCACUGCACAUUAAGACCUCCUUUUGCACCCCAGGGGAGUACCUCCUCCGACAGGGCGAUGCUCUCCAGGCCGUCUUCUUUGUCUGCUCGGGGUCCAUGGAAGUGCUGAAAGACGGAAUGGUGUUAGCCAUCCUGGGUAAAGGUGACCUGAUUGGAGCGAACCUGUCAUUAGACAACCGUGUGAUAAAGACCAACGCAGAUGUGAAAGCCUUGACCUACUGUGACCUGCAGUGUAUCAACUUGAAAGGGCUCUAUGAGGUGCUGGACCUCUACCCUGAAUACUCUCACCACUUUGUCCAGGACAUCCAGCUGGACCUCACAUACAAUCUGAGGGAGGGACAUGAGACACAUUCUGGGGUAAGAAGAAACGGGCGCGUGGUUCAGGGCCAUCCUACACUUACUGAGGCCCAGGAAGAACAUGAGGAGGAUGAAGACGAGGAGGAGUCUGUAUCUCUUUUGAUGGAGCACAACCGAGCUGAGAAUCUCGGGGACAGUGUUGGGAAGUCUCCUCUCUGCCAGCCCCGCCAGAAGACCAUCACGCACAGCUCGGGUCGGUCUCAGAAAAACCAACAGGAAAUUAUACCAACUACACUAGACCAUUCUAACCUCAGCCCCAGGAUAGUGGAUGGUACUGAAGACAGUGAGGGAACAGAAACUUCCCAGAAAUUCUCCUUUUCCACCAGCCUUGGCUGUCCUGUCAGUGAACCGACCAGUACCUCAACGUCGACCCGAGAUAUGCUUCACAUCAACACAACAGAAUUAGCAGCAAAAGCAGAGGAGACCAGGGGACAACUGCGACACCUCGACCAGCAGGUGAGCACCCUCCGAAGGGAGGUAGCCGACCUCGGGCAUGUCAUGAAGAGAAUGGCCACACUAAUGGAGAACCUCACGCCAUCAGUGCCCCAACCUUCGAUAAUCUGUCCUACGCAGUACUCCCCAGCACACCACACAUACCUGUACUGUCCAUCCCCUCCUCAGUCCUGCCAUUCACCAUCUAAGGCUGCCUCAAUCUGGACAGACCCACCCAUGCCAUUGCCCUGCUCAUCUCUCACAAUCUCCCAGCAGCAUACCGCGAUGUGUUACGCGGACUCUUUGACGCACAGGCAGUUAGUUUAUCCAGCUAUUCCCAGGUCAACUCCUUGUUUAACUCCAGACUUAUCAACUUGGCAACCAGAGCUGUCCUCCGCCAUCCCAGAACCCCCGACACCUUCUGGCUCUAUCAGGUUAAGGGUACACAAUUCACCUUCGCGGGAUGGGGGGGAUAAGGACCCUCAUAAGAGCCCUGGAUGCUCUUCUCAAACUGGAUCCAUAAGUCUCUACCCAAAUCCAAGCCAGGGUUUAUAACAAUCUUCCGUAGAACUUCCCUGGACUUCCCAGGACAAUUUCCAGGACAUUUUUUUGGGAUAUUCCUGAACUACAUAGGAGAUAGUUCAGCUGUGGUCUCCAGUAUCACGGCAAGGCAUCCACAGUAGGAGAAUGCAACAAGCAGUUCUGUUUGUUUCAUAAGCUUUUAAAAAUCCAAUUGCAUGAGAUCAGGAACUGAGUGUUUAGGUGUAUUAGCUUUAACAUAUAAAAAUGUAGUGUCCUUACAUUGCAUGUAGAGAUUUAAGUCAGCUUGGGAGUUUUAGGGUGGUAGAUUUAUGGGUAAGGGUGAUCCUUAAUUCCCUGUUCCUGCAACUUGAGGCCCCUUGAACAGGAUUCUGCCGUAAUGGAGAAUGAGACAAUAACAUCGGAGAAGACAGCCAUGGUCUUGGCUCUCCUUUUUCCUCUUGUUCUGCCAAUUAACCCUUCUUUCCUUGCUCACUCGAUCCUCGUUGGGUCCUCUGGCUGCGACAGAACAAUGUAUGACCGGUUGAAUCUGGAAAUAGGACUGUUCAAAGAGAGAUGGGGUGUCUUAUGCUCUUUACCCACCUACUGUUGAAAUGGUGCUGGUUGUGGCGGGGGACUCAUGUUGUGCCCUGAGCAACACAACCCCUGCCGUGGUCUGCCAUACUGAGCACAGGGACUCUUUGCCCCCCUACUUUGUCUCUCUUUCC
Girardinichthys multiradiatus is the source of this 3764-nucleotide messenger RNA. RefSeq names its product potassium voltage-gated channel, subfamily H (eag-related), member 8 (gene kcnh8). Gene Ontology annotation, biological process: regulation of membrane potential; potassium ion transmembrane transport. Gene Ontology annotation, cellular component: membrane. Gene Ontology annotation, molecular function: voltage-gated potassium channel activity. Lineage: Eukaryota; Metazoa; Chordata; Actinopteri; Cyprinodontiformes; Goodeidae. The record is from RefSeq and is a predicted model, not a curated record.